GGAUCUGAGCAGCUCCUUCUAGCAUCCUUCAUCCUUCAGGUACCAGCCAUCCAGACAGUGCUUGAGCUGCAGAAACUGAGACCAGCCCUCGACAGACCUCUGGCCUGGCCCUCCCCAGGGUCCUCCUUUCCUAUAGUCACUGCUUCUGCAUCAGAUAGUUUCAGCUGCAACUCCCUACUGGGUGGGGCACCCAUUUCAGGCAGAAGGUUUUGGUACCCUCCACUGACCCUACACCCAGGGCUGCUACUGCCGCUUGUGGCUUCAGGAUGAAAGGUGAGACCCCGGUGAACAGCACUAUGAGUAUUGGGCAAGCACGCAAGAUGGUGGAACAGCUUAAGAUUGAAGCCAGCUUGUGUCGGAUAAAGGUGUCCAAGGCAGCAGCAGACCUGAUGACUUACUGUGAUGCCCACGCCUGUGAGGAUCCCCUCAUCACCCCUGUGCCCACUUCGGAGAACCCCUUCCGGGAGAAGAAGUUCUUCUGUGCUCUCCUCUGAGCUCCCUUGUCCCUUCUCACAACUCCUCCCUUUUCCCUCUCCUGGGCCCUUCCUUAGGUCAGUAAUUGUCGUGAGCCCCUGAGGCUCCUUGCAUCCCAUCCCUAACCCUUGCCUGAGCAUGUGAGGUUAUCUGAAGCACAAGGCCCACCCUCACCUAUCUGUCGACCCCAUUUCCUACCACCUUUGUGGCCGACCCCAAGCACCCCAGAGAUAUGAGGCACCCUUUGCUCCACCCACAGCAGGGCCCCGUCAGACUCUGCCAGCGCGUCCUGCCCGCUUCCCUCGGUGACCUGCUCAGACAAUGGAGAGAGGGAUGGGCCAGGUUCUUGCUCUCAGUCUCACCUGGAGCUACUGGGAGGGUAAAGCCAUUUGAAGAAUAAAGUCAUCCAGAGCCUCA
Molecule: messenger RNA, 891 nt
Organism: Gorilla gorilla gorilla (western lowland gorilla)
Lineage: Eukaryota; Metazoa; Chordata; Mammalia; Primates; Hominidae
Gene: GNG3
Product: G protein subunit gamma 3
Exons: 3
Coding region: 267-494 (75 amino acids)
Biological process (GO): G protein-coupled receptor signaling pathway
Cellular component (GO): heterotrimeric G-protein complex
Molecular function (GO): G-protein beta-subunit binding
Source: RefSeq, a predicted model, not a curated record